Molecule: messenger RNA, 1542 nt
Organism: Zea mays
Lineage: Eukaryota; Viridiplantae; Streptophyta; Magnoliopsida; Poales; Poaceae
Product: dihydrodipicolinate synthase 1
Exons: 3
Coding region: 121-1263 (380 amino acids)
Molecular function (GO): 4-hydroxy-tetrahydrodipicolinate synthase activity
Source: RefSeq, marked validated
CGAAUGAACCCUAGCCGCCGCUGCACAGCUAAUCUGUGAGCCUCGUCUACUGAUAGUCCUGUCCUGUUUCACUCUCGCCAGCCAAAGACGACCACGCCCUCCGUGCUCCAGCCAUUCCCCAUGAUUUCGCCGACGAAUCUCCUCCCGGCGCGGAAGAUCACCCCUGUCUCAAAUGGCGGCGCAGCGACGGCGAGCCCCUCUUCUCCCUCGGUGGCCGCACGGCCACGGCGACUCCCUUCAGGCCUCCAAUCUGUGACUGGUAGAGGGAAGGUUUCCUUGGCAGCCAUCACUCUAGAUGAUUACCUUCCAAUGCGAAGCACUGAAGUGAAGAACCGGACAUCAACAGAUGACAUCACAAGGCUGAGACUAAUCACAGCAGUUAAAACCCCCUAUUUGCCAGAUGGGAGGUUCGAUCUGGAAGCAUAUGAUUCUCUCAUAAACAUGCAGAUAGAGGGUGGUGCCGAAGGCGUAAUAGUUGGAGGAACAACAGGAGAGGGUCACCUCAUGAGCUGGGACGAACAUAUCAUGCUCAUUGGGCACACAGUGAACUGCUUUGGCUCUAGAAUCAAAGUGAUAGGCAACACAGGAAGCAACUCAACCAGAGAAGCCGUCCACGCAACAGAACAGGGAUUUGCUGUUGGCAUGCAUGCGGCUCUCCACAUCAAUCCUUACUACGGGAAGACCUCAGCUGAAGGAAUGAUCUCUCAUUUCGAGGCUGUCCUCCCGAUGGGUCCGACCAUCAUCUACAACGUGCCAUCCAGGAGCGCCCAGGACAUCCCCCCUGAAGUUAUUCUAGCGAUUUCUGGCUACACAAACAUGGCGGGUGUCAAGGAAUGUGUUGGGCACGAGAGGGUUAAGCACUACGCUGACAAAGGCAUAACAAUUUGGAGCGGUAACGACGACGAGUGCCACGAUUCUAAGUGGAAACAUGGCGCUACUGGGGUCAUUUCCGUUACCAGCAACCUUGUUCCCGGGCUCAUGCACAGCCUCAUGUACAAAGGCGAGAACGCCACGCUGAACGAGAAGCUGUCGCCCCUGAUGAAAUGGCUGUUCUGCCAGCCAAAUCCUAUUGCCCUCAACACUGCUCUGGCUCAGCUCGGCGUGGCAAGGCCUGUCUUCAGACUGCCGUACGUUCCGCUCCCUCUUGAAAAGAGGGCCGAGUUCGUCCGGAUUGUUGAGUCAAUUGGACGGGAAAAUUUCGUGGGGCAGAAGGAGGCCCAGGUUCUAGAUGAUGACGAUUUCGUGUUGAUCAGUAGGUACUAGGAAAAUGAGUUUGCCAGUCUAUGUAUCUUGGCGAAUAAACUAGUAGUUUGUACCUUGCGUUCAGACUUCGUUCUGUUGUUCAUCAGUCGUUGGGUUCGUCUAUCUAUUUAUUAAUUGCCCUACUUUGGCCGCAUUGUAUAAUGUAUAUGUAUCGCGUUUAUAGUUUUUUACGUGAAUUGACCUAGGUACAAGGAAAAAAUGAUCACUUUUUUUGGCUAUCCCUGAUGCAUGACAGAACAUGGUGACAAUUAUAUAUAAAAAAGAGUGUAGAAGUUUAGC